Molecule: messenger RNA, 213 nt
Organism: Miscanthus lutarioriparius
Lineage: Eukaryota; Viridiplantae; Streptophyta; Magnoliopsida; Poales; Poaceae
Source: the annotation of a GenBank genome assembly
AUGACGAGCGGCAUGCCCAUCAUCCACCACGGCCACGACCACGGCGGCGUCAAGCCCGGCGGGCUGUGGCUCGACCUCAACCACCCGCCGUGCGACGACGACGGCUGCGACGCCGAGGUGGAGUGCGGCCACAUUAAUGCCGCCGCCGCCAGGAUCACGUUCCAUCAGUUCCUCGACACUGGCACCAUGGCCGUCGACUGCCUUGGCUACUAG